Molecule: messenger RNA, 6380 nt
Organism: Centropristis striata (black sea bass)
Lineage: Eukaryota; Metazoa; Chordata; Actinopteri; Perciformes; Serranidae
Product: somatostatin receptor type 2-like
Exons: 2
Coding region: 575-1687 (370 amino acids)
Biological process (GO): cellular response to estradiol stimulus; neuropeptide signaling pathway; cellular response to glucocorticoid stimulus
Cellular component (GO): neuron projection; membrane
Molecular function (GO): neuropeptide binding; somatostatin receptor activity
Source: RefSeq, a predicted model, not a curated record
UUGACUUCUUUUUAAGAAUUGGUGCUAAUUUUCACUGGAUCAAUAUGGUCACUGCAGGCUUUCACUCUGAUGGAUAUGAUGGAGAUGCCAUUGAAGGCUCUGGUUCACUGAGCUCCACCUGAAUACGUGUACCACAGCACUCAGCCUCUCUGUCGUUCAGAGGUGAGUCCCCUCUGCACCUCGUCGGCGCUUUUUUGUGCGCGUCUUUUAACAUAUCCGCGCUCUCCAGCUGGAGGCAGUCACCGCGCGCACCACACCGCGAGCGCAUCGGAGCUUUGUGCACAGCACGUUUUUAAUUUAUUUACAUGUCCGGCGUUGUAUUUUGCCAUUUUCUCCUCGUGUGUGAAGCAGGCUGCAUUAUGGGAUUAUUAAAAAGGGGAGAUCACAUUGCAGAGAGAUCUACUACUUCGAUGUCGGUGAGACAAACUUGAUCAAUAUUUGGAGACGAGGAAGAUGGAGCUGCCAUAAACACUAAAAUACUUUCAGCCGUACAGAAGUGGCGCAUUUUGUAGAUAGAGAGACUGAACCCAGCCGCAGGUGAGAUGCCAUAAUCCAUGUGAGACAGUGAGGCAUCAUGGACUCCUGGAUCUUCCCAUCGUCCCCUCCCAACCUUUCGGAGCACCUCAUGUACGACAGCUUCAUGCAGGCCAAUGAGUCCGACCUCCAUGGAAACUACACGGACCACAGCUUCAACAAAACCAGCACGGUGGUCAUCACCUGCUUGUACUUUCUGGUUUGCACCGUGGGGCUCUGUGGAAACGCCCUCGUCAUCUACGUCAUACUGCGCUACGCCAAGAUGAAGACAGUUACCAACAUCUACAUCCUCAACCUGGCAGUGGCCGACGUGCUCUUCAUGCUCGGCCUGCCAUUCAUCGCCAUCCAGCUGGCGCUGGUCCACUGGCCCUUCGGCCCCGUGCUCUGCAGGGUGGUGAUGACCGUCGACUCCCUGAACCAGUUCACAUCCAUCUUCUGCCUGAUGGUCAUGAGCAUCGACCGCUACCUAGCUGUGGUGCAUCCCAUUAAGUCCACAAAGUGGCGCAAGCCACGCAUGGCCAAGACUAUCAACUUAGCCGUGUGGGGGGUGUCGCUGAUGGUCAACUUGCCAAUCGUCAUCUACAGCGGCAUCAUCACAAAGCACGACGGCUGCUUCUGCACCAUCGUGUGGCCUGAGCCUCAAGAGGCAUACUACACAGCUUUCAUGUUCUACACCUUCAUCCUGGGCUUCUUCCUGCCCCUCAUGGUCAUCUGCCUUUGCUACUUGUUCAUCAUCUUUAAGGUGAAGUCCUCAGGCAUCCGUGUGGGUUCCUCCAAAAGGAAGCGCUCUGAGAGGAAGGUGACUCGGAUGGUGUCCAUCGUGGUGGCGGUGUUUGUCUUCUGCUGGCUGCCGUUCUAUGUCUUCAACGUCACCUCUGUGACAGGAACCAUCAGCACCACUCCCAUUCUGAGGAGCACAUUUGCUUUUGUUGUGGUGCUGGGAUACGCCAACAGCUGCGCCAACCCCAUCCUCUACGCCUUCCUAUCGGAGAACUUCAAGAAGAGUUUCCAGAAUGUUCUGUGUCAUAAGAAGGUGGGUGGGCUGGAUGAGGCUGAUCGCAGCGACAGCCGUCAGGAUAAGUCUCGCAUGAUAAAUGACCCCACGGAGACACAAAGUACUCUGCUGAACGGGGACCUGCAGACCAGCAUCUGAGAGGACUCACAUACGCUCUCUCAUACAGAACAACCACCAGGCUGAAAAGUGAAGCCAGUGCCAAAAACUGCAAUUCCUCCACUGGCCACUUAAGGCUGGCUUCUAAAAGGGACUCAGUCUUCACACAGGGUUUUUCCAUUGGAGGUGGUUCCCGGCUGCAGCCCGGCUGGUGCCCAAUUGUGAACAGUUCUUUGGUUUCCACCACCAAAAAAACGGGUUCCACAGCGGAACCAAGUCUCUAUCUGACCGACAAGACCAACUUGGCUGUUGAAAGAGACCAACUAAAGCAUGUAUCGUUAAUUUAUUUCAUUUGUAUAACUACAAUGUGAUUGAUACGGACGAGCUAGCAUGCUAACAGUAGCCUGCAAUCGUUAGCGGUGCCAUUGAGAGAGACCAACUAAAACAUUUAUCAUUCAUUUAUUUGAUUUGUUUAACUGCAAUGUGAUUGACACGGGCAAGCGGGCUAGCAGGCUAGCGUUAGCUUACAACAAAGUCUAACAUUAACAUCUUACGAUCAGUGUUAAAAAGAAUGUAUUUGGCAUCCAUAGUGAUUAAAAUGAGCAGCACAGAUGAGUUGUAGAGACAUGUAGUCUGUUGUUGUUAUUAUACUUGCCGAGAGAGUCAUGAGACAUAUACAGACGUUAGCAGUGACGCAAUUACGUGGCUCUAGAGCCUGUGGAAAAAGCAAACAGUUCAGAGUUCGCAAGUAGAACCAACUAACACCAGCCGGGAACCGGUUCUGGUCGAAAAACCCUAAUAGAAACCCAUGUUAAAAUGUCCAAUUUUACAGCAAAAAUAGACAUGUUUAAAGCCUGGUACAAAAGACGCUUUUAUCUCUAUAGCUAAUAUUCCCCUCAUGACAACUGUACAGGGGUCACAUUUUAUAUAACUUACUCACUGAACAUAUUAUACCUUAUAAUAAUAAGUUAUACAUAAUUAAGGGCGUGGCUGCUUUGAGUGACAGGCUGCUGCUCUCUCAGGUGGCUCACCUGCUUUCAGCCUUCCUCAGCUCAUCCCUGCUCCACCUCUUCGCCCCUUUUUUUGGAUUAGCCGGGAGGGGGGAGCCAGGCACGAAGAUGGCAUCUGUCGAAGCCACUGCAGCCUCCAACUUUGAGCUUUAUUUCAGCUCUUAAGAAACCAAUGGGUAAAAACAGACACUACAUCUCUAGUCUCUAAGGUCACAUCAGAGAGGAAGAGGACAUAAUUAAAUAUUAAACAUGUCACAGAGGAACAUUUUCCUUGUUAAAGAGGACAAAGCACCAAUAGAAUAUCGAACUGCUCUCUUCCUGUCUACCUUUGACACAUUGUAGGGUUCCAUUGGUUGUAAUCAAAUCCAUUAUAGUGUAAUCAGAAGUUCAUACAGCAGUUUGCUCUAUGCUGUCAAUGAAAAUUAAAUCUGUUUGGCUGUUUGUUCUCAGGAGUAUUGACUCUGAGGAAAGGCAGAAUGGACACUAACACCCACUUGCAAAUGGUCCCCUGGGUGAUGUGAAUUUUCCCUGGAGACCCAUGCAGGAUUAUAUACAUAGUGUACAGGAGAGCCGGUGCCAAGUUUCCACAGUCCUGCAUUAUGUAAAAAAUAGCAACACAACAGUGUGCUCAUACCCUGAAAAACAAAACACUGUUGUUAAAAACUGGCAACCUCAUCAUUCCUCUAUUUUUGUUCUUGUGUCAUCAGUUAUUUCUCCAUUUGGCUGUAAAUGACUGUAUAGCCACUAUAUGAAGAGGAUUUUAUAUUUAGUGUCAUUUCGUUUUCGAGACACUGAAUAAGUAAGGUUUUAUCUGAGACAUGAUGAUGUCAGUGCCAUUGAUUCUUGUGUUUUGUAGUACAGUCUGUAGAACAGUCUGAUUUAAUGUGCGACCAGUUCUACUUGUGAAGAAAUGUAUCAAAUGUAAAUGUGAACAGUGUUCAGUCUGCAGGCAAAUAUUUGGUCCUGUGUCACUCGCUGCUUCAAUAUAGCUACAUGCAUAAUUUAUAUUACAUUAAUGGUACUGACUCGAUAUACAGAGCCAGCCUCUAACCAAAGUGCUGCUAUGAUGUACAGAAUCUCUACUAAAAUGUUGUAUAGUGUUAUAUAAAGUGAUGCCACUGUAUGCCUGUUUCCACUGGACUGUAUUUCUGUUGGGAAUGGUUCUUUCUCUUAUUAUUUAUGUAUAUCAUGUGAUAAUGUUGCUGUCAUUUUUUGCAGUUGUCACAGUAACUGCUUUUGUCAAAACUGCAUGAUUCUUAAUGUGUUUUUAUGUCAUCCAAGAGUAUAAACCCUGCUCAGACAGGGUGACCAGACAGCCCUGAAAAUGCAGGACGGUCUUUAUCAGAGUUUUUAUGAGUUAUAGCUUGAUAAAACCUUUAUUCUUUGUGAAACACCAUUUUGGUGUUGCCCACAGAAAGUCACUGUUAUGUCUGUAGUCUACAUGAAUUAUAGCAGUAGGGUUGUAGGGUUUUUUUUCUGUAAGCUAACUUCCAGGCAUAGCCUGUGCAUAGCAACUUCACUGUCUAUGCCAGGGAUGGGCAACUUAAAUGCUGGAGGGGGCCACAAUUUUUCAUCAACACUAUCACAGGGCCACAUAUAGGCCCGUGCACUUCACCAGAUAUGAUGAAACUGCAAUUUUAAAUAUGUUUACAGUGCAGUAACUUAACAUAUUUCAUGCUCAAAUGCAUGUAUUACAGUAGAAAUAGGAAUACAAAAGGUUUGAAGCAAAUAAAAAAUAACCACUUACUGUGAUUUCUUUUUUUAGUGCAAGAACAGCAGACCAACAUUAAUUGCAAGAAGUCAUUUUGUGCAUUUUUACACUGCACUUUUAAGAUUUCAUGCUCAAAUGCAUGUAGUUGUAUUGAGGGCCAUAUCAAGUGAGGGUGCGGUCCGUAUGCGGCCUCCAGUUGCCCAUCCCUGGUCUAUGUCAUGUUUCACAUCACCAAUGUAACUUAACCAGUAGUUAUGGCCAUUUAUCUUAAUUAUUUAACCCUCUUUUCUAAGCCUUACCAUGUACUUUUCCCUAUAACCUUGAAGAAGUAGUUUUUUUUCCAAAUUUAACAACUGUGAAUGUCACGUUAAGGUAUGAAGUGUUGAUUUCUCUGCUAACGGCAGGGGUGCUAAUUUAAGAAACGCUCCCGUGGGUCAUGUUUGGGGGUGGGAACAAACGUCCAAUGUGGUCAUUUGAUUUGGAUGACUUGUUGUUUUUUUGGUUACUCUGUUUUGCAAAUAUGAGGGACCUAGCUUUUCCUGCCCCCCAUAAGGGGUACACCGUUCAGAGAGAAAAAACAGACAAAUGUUUUGGGCCCCCAAAAUUGUUUUGGGUGGGAAACUGCCCCUGAUGGCUGCUUAUAGUUGUCAUUGUGCAAUGCCAGCUAUAAACCCCCUUAAACCUCCCAUAAAGUCACUUUACAGAAUACUGCCUCUGUUCUAAACCCCCCCUAAGUGGGGCCCUUCUAGGUGUUCUGUGUUAGCCGGAUGCUGUCAGCCAGCUACCUGUAACUGUCAUUCAUACAACAGCCCUCGAUGGGCUUCAUUGCCUCUGGCCCCCCAGAGUCUAGUCCCGCCACUGCCUCCCAGUGCAAACCACUUGUAUAAUGACACUGACCCAUCCUCCUCUUACAAUCCGUGACAUUUGGGAGGCGACAUUUCAAGUCCAGUUUUUGUCUCCGGGUGUCUGAGUGACGUGAAUUUGUGAAGGGCUAGAACACUUAUCCUCAAGAGGCUCUGGUGUUCCUUUAUCAUCAUCACCAUCAUCACUGUGCUGCUCACAGUUCAUCCUGCCGUCCUGUGACUCCAUCUAUUGCUGAAGUCAGAUUACUAUCUGUCUAUCUAUAUAAACUAUCAAACCUUUAUCCUACAUAUGCAGGCCCCGCUUCAUUUACACCAAAGCCAGUGACAGAUCAAGAUUAAUGUGCAAAGAAUCAUGUGUGUGCAUGCUGCAUUCAUCGCUACUCUCAAGCUAAAAUGUAGAAAAUGUAUAUGAAAAUCGUCUUCAUGUGUCAAUAUUGCAUGAUACAUAGAAGUGUGCGCACACACACACACACACAAACACACACACGUGUUGUGAAUUGUGCCAUGACUAAUCAAAUUCCAUAUCCAAUCUCUCUCUCUGCAUAGUUCUUUACCUGCUCUGUAAAGUCUUAUUACCAUCGAAAGACAUGACACACCUCUAGUGUCUUAUAUUUCCAUAGCAACAGUGACCAAGAGUAUUGGUCCCAUGGUUACACUAAUUAGCAUACUAAUAAUAAUAGAGAGAUGACUCUGGACAUGAAUUAUGAAUGUAGACAUUGCUCAGAUGACUAAGGCUGCAUUAAUGCUGUGAAACCAAACACCUCCGUCAGAUAAAACCUGAUUCAAGUGUAUAGUUUGUGUUAGUGUGCAGCACAAAAUGUAAUAUAUCAUUCAGCUGUAAUUAGGAUUUUGGCUUUUCUUACAAUGCUUAUAUUUUAUUUUUCAGCUUUUUUUCUAAGAUUACAUUGCAGAUUUUCUACUUUCCUUUGAUAGUUUAGUUGUUUUAUUGUUGAGCCUUAUUUGAAUCGCUCAAAUGUUAUGUCUCACAGGCUUUUUAAGAUAUUACAACUGUUAAAAGUUUAAUUGUAUAAAGUUUGCAUCAUGUAUGUUCUUCUAGUUUUGUGUUCUGUUCAAUUAUAGUGAAACUUCAAGUUUGAUGGAGCAAACAUGGACUGUAUAGUUGUGUUGAAACUAAAUAAAGUCAGUAAUAA